AUGAGUAUGAGAAGAAACAAAGCGGAAGGGAAGAGGAGUUUAAGAGAAAUGAGUGAGGAAGAGGAAGAAGAGGAAGAAGAAGAUGAGGACACUUUUGAAGAAGAAGAAGAAGAGACUUUGGAGAAGAAGCAGAAAGGUGAAGCUACAAGUAGCAACACCGGUAGUAGUGGAGUUUGUCAGAUCGAGAGUUGUACUGCUGAUAUGAGCAGAGCAAAACACUACCACAAACGACACAAAGUCUGCGAGUUUCACGCCAAAGCUCCUCUCGUUCGGAUCUCUGGCCGUCACCACCGUUUCUGCCAACAAUGCAGCCGGUUCCACGACCUCGGUGAGUUUGAUGAAGCCAAGCGGAGUUGCAGGAGACGUUUAGCUGGACACAACGAGAGAAGACGGAAGAACACGAAUGAAUAA
Microthlaspi erraticum is the source of this 411-nucleotide messenger RNA. The record is from the annotation of a GenBank genome assembly. NCBI's taxonomy places the organism in Eukaryota, Viridiplantae, Streptophyta, Magnoliopsida, Brassicales, Brassicaceae.